Messenger RNA from Marasmius oreades (fairy-ring Marasmius), 526 nucleotides. RefSeq lists its product as uncharacterized. The transcript has 3 exons. Lineage: Eukaryota; Fungi; Basidiomycota; Agaricomycetes; Agaricales; Marasmiaceae. Bases 43 to 321 code for a protein of 92 amino acids. The record is from RefSeq and is a predicted model, not a curated record.
AGUCACGCCAUCCUCCUGCCUUCAUCUCGGUUUCAUCUCAUCAUGUCCUUCGCUAGAGCCUUUUCUCCAGCGUUGCGAGAGAUUAGAAUACUCUGUUCUCAGACGGGGCAAGCAUCUGCCGGAACAAGGCAAUUCAUUCUGAACAGAUACCCAACUAUUAAAGACCACAACGCAGAUCUCCCUAUUCUUAUUCGAGAGGCAAAUGGGACCCCUGCGCGAGUCUUCGCUCGGUUUGAACGCGGAGUUGAGAAGUACGUCGAGCUAGACAACCUCACGUCGACUGAGGUGGAGUCCAAGGUCCUACAAUUACUAGGGGCAUAGCCUUCUUUUGGAAAAUCACAAAUUUCUCUUCCACUCGAACGACAGUUGAAACGUUGACGGAUUGCACGGAUUACAUCUCCGUCUUCGUGUCUUAGUAUUAGAACUUGGCAGGAAUUGGAACGACCAAUGAGCGUGGGUUGGGAAAUUACGAUUGAAUGAUGUUUGAAUGAACAAUCGUAUCGUAGAAUUAAGGAUGCUUGCGAGA